This is a messenger RNA of Mesorhabditis spiculigera, 429 nucleotides long. The record is from the annotation of a GenBank genome assembly. Lineage: Eukaryota; Metazoa; Nematoda; Chromadorea; Rhabditida; Rhabditidae.
AUGGAAUGGGUGUCGAUCCGUACCGAUUGGGCAUCCCGGGUCACCUCCACCAUCAACGCCAUCUCCAACUACUUGCUCGUAUUUUUUAAUCUACCCUUCGUAUCCGUUAUCGCGUAUUUGUUAGUGAUAAAGAAGUGGCGAUUCCGGAAGCCGCGAGACAAUUUUAUCCUCGUUGAGCUCCUCAUUUUCUGGCUAUUCGCCGUGGCCACCUGGGCCCUUUGGACGUUUAUGCCACAAAAUGGGUCCCGCAACGCUGCGGCCACCUACGGAUUACGCUACGUGUGCAACGUGUUGCUGUGGAUGUUGUGGAACGUACUCAAACCGGCGGCCGCCCUCAGCCGCUCCGCCUACCGCAAAAUUGAGCGCCUCCUGGCGGCGCGCGGCCGCCAGAAGAUGAUCAGCCCCCAACCCGCCUUACACGUUCGAUAU